Penicillium coprophilum is the source of this 2886-nucleotide messenger RNA. RefSeq names its product putative ubiquitin-protein ligase (Asi3). Gene Ontology annotation, molecular function: ubiquitin protein ligase activity. The record is from RefSeq and is a predicted model, not a curated record. Lineage: Eukaryota; Fungi; Ascomycota; Eurotiomycetes; Eurotiales; Aspergillaceae. The coding region runs from base 1 to 2886 and encodes 961 amino acids. The transcript is spliced from 2 exons. Gene Ontology annotation, biological process: ubiquitin-dependent protein catabolic process; protein ubiquitination.
AUGUCAGGCGUCGUGGAACCCUCCACAAUACCAACCACAUCUAGCAAGGCUUUGUUGCAGCAUUUGAAUACCACCUUGUCGCCAGAAACUUCUUCUUUGUCCUCUUUACCGCAUCAACUCUUGACCUCCCCCCUUCGCGCCUUUCAACACGCCGAGACCUUUGCCCUCCGAACAGUUCCCCAAACUAUCGCUAGAAUAACCGGAAUUCAAGCCCUGGGCCGGAAUAUCUGGAGCGGGGCUGGUUCAGCGGCUGGAGCCAGCGGUGCGGCCGCAACACAUGCAGCAGAUAUGGCUGGAAACGAGUUAGCGGAUGUAGCCGGUCAGGAGAGUGGCUACUACAUUGCUGAGUUUUUGGGUGCGAUGAAGAAGCUCGGUGGAUUCUUUGGAUAUUUGACAAGCCUUUGGUCAUUUGCCUGUCUGGUAGAAGCGCUUAUCCUCAACCGAAUUACUAUCUAUGCGUCCACGCGGCGACACCUUCGACUAGGCUGGGAAAGGCGUGCGGCUCUCCGAUUGGUGCCAAUCGUUUUGUUUGUCUCCCAAAUCCUCAGCCUUCUCCGCGGAAUCCGAUGUCAGACAUCGCCGUCUUUUUCUACAAUGCGCUACGGGUACCCCGGAAAACAACUAGCGUUCGACUAUUCCAGUGAUGGGGGUGCUCUUUACUCGAUUAGCUCGACACUUCUGGGGUGGGAGUCUGAGGAACAGUCGUGCAGUGCUGUGAAGAUGGCGCGCGGAACCAAUCCCGGUAUCCCAUAUGGAUCAUUCUCCCUACUCUGGCCAACAUUCAUGCUCCUUUGUUUGAGUCACUUUAUUGAAACACUCUCAUGCGCACUACAAGGCAGGCCGGUGAUGACCGAGACGGGGAUGUCCAUCUUCGAGCACUCUAUUGCCUUCGCAGAAGCCGAGUCCAUGAUCAGUAAGUCCAUCGGACUUGGCCUGUUCGGCCUUCCCAAACAAAGCCCUCUCAGUGCGCUUUCGGGUGGGUCUGAUGACAGCUCAACUUCUGUCUUUGAACUACUCACAAGGUCGCAAGUCUUGGAGCGCAUGAAUGUCACACCCGAACUGUUACUCAUCGCAUUGAUCUCGUGCUGCAACAGUGCCACCUCCCACAUACUAGAAGUUUUUGGGAAGCAGAGCAAAUAUCGGCUUUUCAACACCGCCUUUUGGGGCGCCUGCUUCAUGAUAGCCAUGUUGUGGGGGUUAGAUGGCGGUCCGCCCGUCAGCCUGGAAACCGGCGUGCUCAGGUUCCCAACUGUUUGCAUUGUGGGAUUUAUCCCUCAUAUCUUCCUAUUGGGCGGCAUUGUGAUCUGUCUCUCAAUAUACACCUUGGCACUCACCAUCACCGCUGUUUCAUUGCCCUCGGAAGAUCGACCUGUUUCACUCUAUGACCGUUUCUUGAUGGCCCACGAGAAUAUGCAAGGAUCAAACCAGAUAAGGAGCAUCCGUAUAAACAGACACGAAGACUUUUAUACGACGUUGCUUCGAAUCGGCUACGUCGCGCUCACCGCAGCAAGUGAGGCUGUGUUCUUGAAUGAAGGAAAAUCAGUCGUCGCACGGCGAAUGACAUGGUUAGAAGAGGAUCGGCUUUCGGAGAUUGAAGCUUCGAGGCGGAAGUCUUCAUCAUAUGGCAAUUGGCGGAGCGAACCAAGCGAUUCCAGCAGUCGGCCUAUUGAGGCUAUGGGUUUCUCGAGUUUCGAUAUGCCGGAACCAUCUGCUUGGGAGAGUGGCUACAACCGCGAAAAGAAGGUUGAGAAACCCAAGAACGGUGCUCGAGCCGUUCAAUCUCGGGCGGAGCUUGGGGGUGUUGGCGCAGUGCGAGUAUCUAUCAGAUUAUGGCAUGCACUCUCGUUCUUCCGGGCAAUCUCCCUCAUAGUACUUCGUUGGCUUGCCUAUGGGCUCAAUAAUGUACUUGAUCGACUGAGAAUAAGCGCUCGGCCAAUGUGGCUAAAACGCAUUGUGGGCCACCGUGGGCAAAAGUCCAAUGACGGCAAGGUGAACCCAUCACAGCCAUUAGAUUUCUGGAUUCUCUCAGAAAAUGGAGAGCUUGAGCUCCCCGAUGAUCAUGACUUUGACGUCGAGAUCGAGAUGAGAAAACGAGAGCGCGCGAAUCGGCCAGACUGGAUGAGCUCGGAUGAAAGCCGGUUAGACGACAGACUGUACAGCUGGUGGAAAAUUGGCGGUGCAUGGGGAAACCAGGAUCAAACUUCUGAUUAUUCCCCGCCCUCGGAUGACUUUGACACCACGAGCGUGCUGUCUAUGUCUACCAAUGCCUCAGGGUCGGAAUGGGAGGAUUACCCAUCGGAAGAUGGUCGUCGGACUCCCACUCAACUCGAACCGUAUGCAGAUAGAGCAAGCCCACCACCCCAAGACCCCCUGAUCGACAUGAGCACACUCGCCCGCCUUCUGCACCCGCGCGAUCGCGAAAGUAGAGAAGAAGCCAGGAUUUUAGCUGCCCAUCUUAAAACAGACCAAGACAAUCCACAGAUCAUGACGCGCAGUCGCUACCAAAAACAAGUUGAACAGGAGAGAUCCCGGAUCAUCUUCUCAUCCCGUCUCCAGCAGCUCAACGCGAUGCAUUCAGGAUCAGAAUGCCGGAAACCUACCCCCGAAGAGGAAGCUGAACUUCUCGAAAAGCUCAUCCUUUCCCGUCGCUCGGAAACCUCCGGCAGUUCCGACGGCCAUACAUGGGAAUCGGGUGCAACAGGCCUCGGCCCUAAUGGCCCACCCUGUGUGGUCUGUCAGACAAGCCCACGGGCUAUCAUCACCUGGCCUUGUCGCUGUCUAUGUAUUUGUGAGGACUGUCGCGUCAGCCUUGCCAUGAACAACUUUGGUAGCUGCGUGACUUGUCGUCAAGAAGUCGUAGGAUUCAUGCGUUUAUGGGUUCCUUAA